CUCAUGGAUGUAUAAAGACACCUGGACACAGCAUUAAAGGCAGGACCCCUUUCAUUCCUCUGAAAGCUGCUUAGUUACACAUGACGCUGUUUCCGUGGCAUGAAAUUAUCAGAAUGAUUGGUGCAUCACUGGGCCCACAGAGCAAGUGUGCUAGCCAAGCAGCCAACUUCCGCUGGCCUAAUGGCUGACUUCCUGUUUAGCCCUCUGCUAACUUGAAUGAGGAUAAAAUAAUUAAGUCUUGCAACUCUUUUAGCCUUUUGAAAUGUUAUCAAAAUAAAUUAAUUAAAUGUUGAUGGUGGAAAGAGUCAUCAGAACACUCAAAAAACUGUAUCCACUGAUUGACAGAUGUCUCUUUCCUAAUGUAAGUCUAUGGGAAAAAUCUUUUUGAGCUCAAUGGCAUCACGUGACAGACCCAGAAUAUUGCAGUAAGAUCAGUUUGGGUGACUGGCUGUUGAUUUUGCACAUUUCAAAUCAUUACAAUAAGUAACUGUCCCACUUAACCUGAUGUCCCAUCUUACCUCAACUCACCCUACAGUUAUAAAUAAAUAAAGUACAGAAAGCACUCAUUUUAGUCAUCUAUACAUUUUUUAAUAGUUUCACCUUAGUUGUCAGUCAUAAGUAUGUCAGAAAGUGUCAAAAAUGGAGAGUGAAGUUAUGUAAGAAUAUGGGGUAUUGAUUUUACCAUUAUUUAUUCCAUGAGCUAGAUAAUCCAGCAGAUGGCGCCAUUUAACAUGUGAAGAGACCAUCAACACCACUGUGGACAUGAAACGUGCCAAACGGGUGUAAGCAUGCCGACGUAAAAUGUUAGUGCCAUUCCAGCCAUCCAGUCAGCUGCACUCAGGUCGAUCCAGAAGACACCACAGUUAAUGGGACAGUGUCCAGACCCGCUGGGACCAGAGCUGCCACCGCUGUGUUGGCUCCACUCAGUGGCAUCUGCCGGGCAUUUAGCGCCGGGAGGAAAAAACAAAGGUCCUCCCUCCUCAACUGUGUUGUUAUUGACCGGCGGGGGAAAAAGAAGCGGGUCGAUAAGUGGAUCAGAUUUAUUAGCGGUCCAGAUUGGCCACAGCACGCCAAAUGCCAAGAGGAGCCACAGUCUGUGGGACGGCUGCAUUUCAUUUGGGUUAGAGGAGCGCCAGACAGCGUGUCUACAAGUGCGGCGCAAUUUCAAGUGGAAGGGAAGGUAAACCGUCAGGAUGGAUCUGGUCCAGCUUGCAGUGUCCAUCCACAUUCUUCUGUGUCCUGCAUGGGCACGUCACUCUUACAUGGACAGCAUCCUCUCAGCCCGCUCUGCUCUCAGGUUUCUGGAUGAGCCAUUGACCUUUGACCCCUGUUGUCUCAUGUCACCACCGCCGCCGCCGCUCUUUCCUCCGCCACCUCAGCUGUGGAAGCGGGGCAGCCCUGAUGGUGAUGGUCUCUUGGAGCCAAGUGCUCCUGGAAGAGAGGUGCAGCAAAAACAAAAACCUGUGAUACCUGGGUGUUUGCCAGGACCUCCCGGGCCUCCAGGACCCCAGGGCCCAGAGGGUCACGGUGGAUUACCUGGAAUAAGAGGACCAAAAGGGGAGAAGGGAGAAAUUGGACGUCCGGGGUCAAAGGGUCGCACAGGAGCUCCAGGCCUCCCAGGGAAACCAGGACUCCAAGGAUGGCCUGGUCCUGAGGGACCCAAGGGUGAGAAAGGGGACCCAGGACUCAUGGGAUUACCAGGACUGAGGGGACCACCAGGAUUAAAGGGUUUGCCUGGUUACAAAGGAGAAAGGGGGAUAUAUGGUGACCCUGGAGCGCCAGGACCAAAAGGGGAUAAAGGUUCCAUUGGUUUGCCUGGGAUGCUUGGACAGAAGGGUGAGCAGGGACCAAAGGGAGAGCCGGGAGUCGCGGGAAAAAGAGGCCCUACUGGACGGCCUGGGAAGCGAGGCAAACAGGGCAUGAAGGGCCAUGGUGGAACCCCAGGAGCCAUGGGCCCCCAAGGACCCCCUGGUCCAAACGGCCAUCCAGGGCCACCUGGACCACCUGCGUCAGGUCUCUAUCUAGUGGGUGAAAAGGGAGAGAAGGGUCCUCCAGGUCCACCAGGUCGCUGUGACUGUGACUCCACUCUUGGUGUGAAUAAUGCUCCUUUUGGAAGCUACACUCAACGGGGCGGCCUCAGCAGAGUCCCUGCAAUAUUUGUGGUAAAGAGUGAGGAGGAGAUGGACAAUCUACGUCUAGACAACGCAAUAGCAUUCAGGAAGGAUCAGAGGAUGCUCUACUUCAAAGAUAAAGACGGAUGGAAGCCCAUACAGCCCUUCCAGCCGUUCCAAUCCACAGAGAAAGUCCCAGACAGAGUUGGUGCGUGUGGGGAUGGAAAGGUGCAAGCCCAGCACGGAGAGGAGUGUGAUGAUGGAAACCAGAUUGUCACCGAUGCUUGUCUCAACUGUAAGUGGGCCUACUGUGGAGAUGGCUACCGACAUGAAGGCAUUGAGGAGUGUGAUGGAAAGGACUUUGGUUAUCAGACCUGCAAAUCCUAUCUUCCUGGGUCCUUUGGGCAGCUCAGAUGCACCGACUCCUGCCUCAUUGAUUCCACUGGUUGCAAGUAUUUCACCUGAGCUGGGGAAUAAAAAAGGGCUAGAUUGCCACUUUGCAGUUCCCUCUGUCUGCUCAUGGGGAUUAUACUUCAGAUUUCUACUGAAGUCUCACCCUUAAAAAAAUAACUGAUGGACUGAGAGAGAGAGUACUGAAGGGAAGCUCUUGUGCCUGCUCAGAACCAUGAACCGUCAUGGCAGCAAGCUUUGAAUGGACCGUCUCCCUCGGAGGUUUAAUUCUUUUAACGGCCUCAGGGAGCAGCUUCCCGUUACUGUCACUCCAUCGGCUGCAGCACUGUUAUGGACACCGGUGAUGGCGGAGAACAUUCUCAUGAAUUAAUGAUUGUAUCAUAUAAAAUAGUUUCAAUGUGUAUGACUUGCUGACUGUUGAUGCAAAAAUAAACUGUAUUCUGAACUUCUUUUGUAAUAAGAGAGAGAAAAAAGAGCAUUUUCCAGAAGAGGAAAUUAUAUUAUUAAUACUAUAUAUACUGUAGUACACAAAUCAGGGGUGUGUAAAUGUGUUUAUUCAUGUGCAAUGUAUUAUGAAACAUGUAUUUAUGAAGUGCAAUGCUGUUAUAUUGCAUGUAAAUGUGUACCAGUGCCCUGCAGACUGCUAUAACCAGUGCUGUUAAUGUACUAGCCAAAGUAUGCCCCCUUUAAAGUGAAUGUUAAGAUCCCUGACAGGAGGAAGAAGAAUGUCACACUGCAACAACAGCGAGAAAAUAACUGUGAUUAUUGCAGCAGCAUGAAAAAACCCAUGACUCCAAAAUGUUUUCAGUGAAAAGUGAUUAGUGGAUAAUCUGCCUGCAUGAUUGUUAAAUUCAUAAAACACUGUACAACAAUAAAGAUUAG
Messenger RNA from Epinephelus fuscoguttatus (brown-marbled grouper), 3404 nucleotides. RefSeq names its product acetylcholinesterase collagenic tail peptide-like. The coding region runs from base 1194 to 2576 and encodes 460 amino acids. The transcript is spliced from 18 exons. Lineage: Eukaryota; Metazoa; Chordata; Actinopteri; Perciformes; Serranidae. The record is from RefSeq and is a predicted model, not a curated record. Gene Ontology annotation, molecular function: heparin binding.